This is a messenger RNA of Vespula pensylvanica (western yellowjacket), 1396 nucleotides long. It is a transcript of the gene Sras, whose product is annotated as CAAX prenyl protease 2. Gene Ontology annotation, molecular function: metalloendopeptidase activity. Bases 183 to 1040 code for a protein of 285 amino acids. Gene Ontology annotation, biological process: CAAX-box protein processing. The record is from RefSeq and is a predicted model, not a curated record. NCBI's taxonomy places the organism in Eukaryota, Metazoa, Arthropoda, Insecta, Hymenoptera, Vespidae. Gene Ontology annotation, cellular component: endoplasmic reticulum membrane. The transcript has 6 exons.
CUCUCGCACUCCCUCCCUCUCUCUCUCUCUCUCUCCCUCUGUCUGUCUUUCUUUCUUCCUCUCUUUCUCCCUUCCCCGUCACUUCUUCCGUCGCCACCCUACACUCCUUCAACCCCUUACCGAUCCCCCCUUCCUAUACUGUGAAUCGCCACCACACAAGCAACCAACAUUAGUAUGGAGUUAUGGAGACCACGGGUCGAAAUACCGAUUUAUCCUGUAUCUCCGGAAUUUUUUCAUGCUUUGUAUUAUCGGUCGUUUAUAUCGCGAGUUUGUACGUAUGGAAUUCUCCUCACAACAGAGAACAUCCUUCUACUAUAAAAAGAAGAUUCUUUAGUGUUUUUAUUGUUGCUUUAAUUUCACCAAUAUUUCUAUAUGUUGGCUUGGACGAGGAGGUUUUCCAAAAAGCGACCAUUUGGGAAUUAUUGGGUUUACGAUGGUCUGGCCUAUUCCAGGCAAGUGUAAUACCAUUUCUUUUAACAAUGAUCUUGUUUUUGGGCCCAUUGAGUGUACAAAUUCUUAAUGGUUUUUGGAGAUUAUAUGCUGAACCUAUGUAUUGGUUAGGAAGUGUACAUACAUUAAUUUGGUGGAGGAAUCACAUUGUUGCACCACUCUCUGAGGAAUGGACUUUUAGAGCUUGCAUGUUACCAUUACUUUUACAAUGUUUUACACAAACUACUGCCAUUUUUAUAUGUCCAUUAUUCUUUGGAGUAGCACAUUUUCAUCAUGUAGUAGAAAGAAUAAAAAUGGGUAUGGAAAUAAAACUUGCUUUAUUCAUAUCUUGUUUCCAAUUUGCAUAUACUACGUUAUUUGGAGCUUAUGCUGCAUUUCUAUUUGUUAAAACAGGGCAUUUUAUAGCUCCUUUCAUAGCUCAUUCAUUUUGCAAUCAUAUGGGAUUUCCUGAAUUAUCAGAAGUUGUGGCAUAUAAAGAUCCUUUGAAAAGGGCAGCUCUAUUUUCUUUAUUUGUCAUUGGUUUGUUUGCAUGGUGUUUUCUAUUAACACCAAUGACUGAUCCAGCAAUAUAUCAUAAUAAUUUAUUCUGAUAUCAAAAGAUUUAUAUGAAUCAUAUUUUGCAAAGUUGUUACGGGUGUUAGACUAAUAUUUCUAUCGGAUAUCUUAUUUGUAACGAAAUAAUAAUUAAUCAUGUUAUAUGGCACUGACAUAUGUUAAUACUUAAGAUAUAUGUAUAAGGAUAUACUUGUAGAUUACAUUAUAAAACUUGUUAACAUUAAGUUUAAUAAUGCAUAUAAUAUGCAUAAUGUGAUUAUACUCCAUAUAAUAUCAGUCAGAAUAACUAUAAAAUAUCACCGUAGUGCCUGAGAAAAUAAAACUUUUACUGUAAAUUAUACGUGCCAAUAAUAUUAGACAAAAAAUAUGAUUUUACCUAAUGUUCUUUUAG